Labeo rohita (rohu) is the source of this 1354-nucleotide messenger RNA. RefSeq names its product torsin family 3, member A (gene tor3a). The coding region runs from base 117 to 1220 and encodes 367 amino acids. Lineage: Eukaryota; Metazoa; Chordata; Actinopteri; Cypriniformes; Cyprinidae. The record is from RefSeq and is a predicted model, not a curated record. Gene Ontology annotation, cellular component: nuclear envelope; endoplasmic reticulum lumen. Gene Ontology annotation, molecular function: ATP hydrolysis activity; ATP binding. The transcript has 6 exons.
ACUGAUGCGGCCUGCAGUCAAUGAGACUCGGAUGCAUAUAUGAAUGGGCGCUACAAUUACAGAUCUAAUAGCUCAAUGUUACAGUUUUUGCGAGAUCUAUAUUUCCGUCGGCACCGAUGUUUUCACUCGUAAUCUUGCUCUCAUUCCUGGCUGUUUCGGCUGAUGCGGAUUUUUUCCAAUUCGACAGCAUUUCAAAUGUUUCUACCUAUUAUUUCAAUUACAUCUAUUGCAAUAUUUGGGAAGGGGACUGUCAACCACACCAGGAUGAUGCGACCCAACAAGUGCCUACUGGAGACAUUUGGUCAGGGUUUCCCCAAUACUACACUGGCAUGCUGACUGCAUGGUACUGCAGCCUGGGUCAGUGCUGUGAUUCAGGAGACUGUAGGAUUACAAAUAACAUCACAGGACUGGAAAGAGAUCUACAGGUGAAGCUCCAUGGGCAACACCUGGCCCAGUCUGUGGUUCUGAAAGCCAUUCAGGGUUUCAUCAAAAACCCUGAGUCCAACAAACCACUGACUCUGUCCUUUCACGGCUGGUCUGGGACAGGCAAGAACUUUGUGGCCCGUAUAGUAGCGGACAACCUGUACCGGGACGGUAUAAAGAGCGAAUGCGUGCGUUUGUUCAUUGCCCCAUUCCACUUCCCUCAUGCGAGAUUGGUGGACGUGUACAAGGGCCAGCUGAGAGAAGCCAUUCGAGACAUGGUUCUGCGAUGCCCACAGACUCUUUUUAUCUUUGAUGAGGCAGAAAAGCUUCAUCCGGGACUCAUCGAUGCCAUAAAGCCCUACAUGGACCACUAUGAUAAUGUGGAUGGGGUCAGCUAUAGAAGAGCCAUAUUUCUGUUCCUAAGCAAUAUCGGUGGUGGUGCCAUCAAUGAGGUGGCAUUGGAUUUCUGGCACUCGGGACAGAAUAGGGAAGAUAUCGGCAUGGAAGACUUGGAACAUCUUUUGCGUGCUGAAGCCAUGGAGGCAGAAGGAGGUUUUGCACAGAGUGAGCUGAUGUCAGGCCAUCUGAUUGACUUCUUUGUACCUUUCUUGCCACUGGAGUACCGGCAUGUGAAACUGUGUGCACGUGAUGCGUAUGCAGCUCGUGGCCUUCAGCCGGAUGAGGGAACGCUAGAUGAAGUGGCCAAAGCCAUGCUGUACGUUCCUAAGGAGGAGAAACUCUUCUCUGCACAAGGCUGCAAAUCCAUUCCUCAAAGGAUCAAUUUCUUUCUACCAUAACGGAGCCAGCAUAAGACCACUGACAUUAAAAGAACACAGAGUAUACUUGAAUGAAGCAGAAAUGACUGCUGAUAUCUGAAAUGCAAAUUAUACAACACUGACAAUGCAGAAAACACUCAUAUGUUACACUCUAA